AUGAACAAGACCAAGGGAGCUUUUGAUAGCCCAGAACUGUGGAGCCCAGGUUGCACGCAGAGCAGCACCUCUCUGACCAGUGUGGCACCACCCUUUGCAUUUGGACAGCAGGCUACAGACACAGCCCUGAAUGUAAUCCUUAUCGUGGUCCUCCUCAUCAACAUGAUGUCUCUGGCAAUGGAGAUAGCCAAGAUCACAACUCACCUCAGGAGACCUAAAGAUGUGGCAAUAGCCAUAAUGGCUCAGUACAGCAUCAUGCCCUUGACAGCAUUCUUAUUGGGCAAGCUCUUCCAGCUGGGCACCUCGGAAUCCCUGGCCAUCUUCAUCUGUGGCUGCUGCCCAGGGGGAAACCUCUCCAACAUCUUUAGCCUGGCACUGAGAGGGGACAUGAACCUCAGUGCUGCUAUGACCGCAUGCUCAAUGGUCCUGGCAAUUGGAUUACUGCCACUGCUUCUGUACCUUUACUCAGGAGGACUCUAUGAGGGUGAUUUGGAGGGCAAGGUACCUUACAAAGGAAUAAUCGCCUCCAUGGUGCUGAUGUUAAUCCCCUGUGCCAUUGGCAUCAUCUUGAAUGAGAAGAAACCACAGUACACUGGCUUUGUCACCAAGGCAGGGAUGGUUAUGCUUCUACUGUCAUCUGCUGCUAUAAUUGUUCUAUCUGUGGCCAACAUGGGAAGCUGUAUCAUGGUCGUCUUCUCACCAUCCCUCCUGGGAUCUUCUGCCUUAAUGCCUCUCACUGGAUUCCUGCUGGGCUAUGCUGUCUCUGCAGCCUUCAAGCUCGAUGACUGUUGCAGGCAGACGUGCAUGGAAACUGGCUGCCAGAACGCACAGCUUUGCUCAGCUAUCCUCAAGGUCGCCUUCGCCCCAGAGAUCAAGCCCCUGUACUUCUUCCCACUACUCUACUUGCUGCUCCAGCUUGGAGAGGGAUUUCUGCUCAUCCUGGUCUUUCGAACCCAUGACAGAAUAAAGCAAGCCAAUGGCAGGUACAGCUUUGCUCCUUUCUUUCUUAUGCUUUCCAAGCUAAGCCACACAUGCUUACAAUAUAACUACCAAUGAAUCACUGCUUUAAAAUGAAGUCAGAAUCCAGUCGCUCUUUAACUCGGGAUUACAUACCCAGUACAUUAAAUUUAAAUCAGAGUCAAA
Messenger RNA from Corvus hawaiiensis (hawaiian crow), 1143 nucleotides. It is a transcript of the gene SLC10A1, whose product is annotated as solute carrier family 10 member 1. Gene Ontology annotation, biological process: bile acid and bile salt transport. Gene Ontology annotation, molecular function: bile acid:sodium symporter activity. Gene Ontology annotation, cellular component: membrane. The record is from RefSeq and is a predicted model, not a curated record. NCBI's taxonomy places the organism in Eukaryota, Metazoa, Chordata, Aves, Passeriformes, Corvidae.